This is a messenger RNA of Helianthus annuus (common sunflower), 771 nucleotides long. RefSeq names its product ras-related protein Rab2BV. The record is from RefSeq and is a predicted model, not a curated record. Bases 14 to 670 code for a protein of 218 amino acids. Gene Ontology annotation, cellular component: endosome. NCBI's taxonomy places the organism in Eukaryota, Viridiplantae, Streptophyta, Magnoliopsida, Asterales, Asteraceae. The transcript has 2 exons. Gene Ontology annotation, molecular function: GTPase activity; GTP binding.
GUAGAAAGGAGAAAUGGCAUAUAAGGUGGACAAAGUUCACGGGUAUGAUUACCUGUUUAAGAUAGUAUUGAUCGGUGAUUCGGGUGUCGGAAAAUCGAACAUUCUUUCUAGGUUUACGCGGAAUGAAUUCUGUCUGGAAUCUAAAUCAACCAUAGGUGUCGAAUUCGCAACAAGGACUAUCCAGGUUGAGGGUAAGAUUGUAAAGGCCCAAAUAUGGGACACAGCCGGUCAAGAGAGGUACCGAGCAAUCACAAGCGCAUAUUACCGAGGAGCCGUAGGCGCCCUGUUGAUCUAUGACAUAACAAAGAAGCAAUCGUUUGAAAACGUGCGCCGUUGGCUAAGGGAACUCAAGGACCAUGCAGACGCCAACAUUGUCAUCAUGUUGGCUGGAAACAAGGCGGAUUUGAGCCAUCAUAGAGCGGUUCAAGAAAGCGAUGGUCAAGCGUUAGCCGAGCAAGAAGGGCUCGUGUUCUUGGAGACUUCUGCACUUGAAGCAUAUAAUGUUGAAAAGGCGUUUCAGAUGAUUUUGUUGGACAUAUAUAAGAUAGUAAGUAAGAAAGCCUUGGCUGCUCAAGAUGCCGCCUCUUCUUCUACUCAAGUUCCUAGCCAGACAACCGCUAUAAAAGUUGGUGAUUAUGACAAUAAUUCAAGGAAAUGUUGUUCUAAUUAGAGAAAAGAAAAGAAAACAGUGAACACAAAUUAUUAUGUGUAAUGUUACAAUUUAGUUUCUGUAUUAAACGAACAUUACAAAAUUAUAACACUAUUUUACUA